Molecule: messenger RNA, 792 nt
Organism: Medioppia subpectinata
Lineage: Eukaryota; Metazoa; Arthropoda; Arachnida; Sarcoptiformes; Oppiidae
Source: the annotation of a GenBank genome assembly
AUGCCAUAUAUGACAGCCGUGUGUCCACUGGUCUGGCAGUCGGUCAGAGGUCGCAAGUUUUGGCCCAUUCCUCCAGAUAUGACUCAUAUAGAGCUGCCGCCCGAAGCCGAGCGGCCACUCGUGGCGAUGGAACCGAUGCCGAGUUGGCACGGAGUGAGGCCACGAAAGUUUCCCCGACAGCAGCACGACAUCCGCGGCCCAGAACUGGUCAACAAUCAACUUCUUCACAAACAAUACGGCAUUAUUGCGUUGACGGGCGUAGAGCUAACCAUAAACCAUAUCAAUCUGAUCCGAACGGUGAUCAACAAACACAUGAAUUUGACGAAAACAUUUGCGGUUUGGCGGAUAGAGGCGCCCUGGAAGCCGGUGUCCAAACGGAGUCAGGGCAAGCGUUUGGGCGGCGGAAAGGCUAGUAUUCAUCACUACACGACUCCCAUACGCGCGGGUCAAGUGAUCGUCGAAGUCGGCGGUCAGAUCGAGUUCGCCGACUGUUACUAUUACUUGGAGUCCAUCUCCAAACGGCUUCCGUGCGAUGCCUUUCCCGUGAGUCAAGAGAUUCUGGACGAGUGGGACAAAGAGGAACAGUCUCUUCGCGAGAAGAAUAUCAAUCCGUUUACCUUUGAAAGAGUCAUCAAAUAUAAUAUGCAGGGAUGCCAUCGUUGGACCACAAUGUAUGACAGGGAAUGGUUCGGCAAAUAUUACUGAAUUUGCAAUUUGUGUUUUAUUAAUGAAAAAAUAUAGAAAUUAAAAACAUAUAAUCAGUCUUUUAGUCCAAUAAAUGAAAUCAAUUUA